GUAACAAAGACCCUGAUGGAAACACGGCGGCGACUUGAGCAGGAGAGGAUGAUGCAGGUCACGCCUGGAGAUGUCCGCAGGCCCCGGCUUUCCAGCUUUGGAGGCAUGGGCUCCACGAGCUCCCUCCCCUCUUUUGUGGGAUCCAGUGGGUAUGGCCAUGUGUCUCAGCAGCUGCAGAACGGGUAUCAGGGGAACGGCGACUACGGUGGCUGCUUCAGCCCCUCCUUGGGCAGUUCCAUUCGUCACAGCCCCAUGAGCUCGGGAAUAUCCACACCGGUCACCAACGUGAGCCCAGUGCAUCUGCAGCACAUCAGGGAGCAAAUGGCAGUUGCCCUCAAGCGUCUCAAGGAGCUCGAGGAGCAAGUCAAGACCAUUCCCGUGCUGCAGGUCAAAAUAUCAGUGUUGCAGGAAGAGAAGAGGCACAUGAUGGCUGAACUCAAAAACCAGAGGAAGGCCACUCAAACUGACACGUACGGUUUCAGAAAGCGGUCCUACAGUGCAGGAAAUGCAGAGCAGUGGGAGCACAUGUCUCAAGUGAGAAGAGGCGGAGAACUCUAUAUAGAUUGUGAGGAGGAGGUGGAGAGCAUGGAGCAGAGCUCUCAGAGGAUAGAGGAGUUCAGGCAGCUGACUGCUGAGAUGCAGGCCCUGGAGAAAAAAAUCCAGGAUGGCAGCUAUGAAAGUCCAGCAGCCCUUCGGGUGAAGAGAGAAAGCCUGACAAAAGAAACCCGAUCUGUUGCUGUGGGUGCUGAUGAGAACAUGAACGAUGUGGUUAUAUACAACAGAUCUGUGAGGCAGCACAGAGAAGUAGCGGUGGGGACAGAGAAAGAAAUGAGGGAGUCUGGGGUUGGGGUAACAGAGGCCAUGCUUGGCUUGUCUACGGAGGUUGAGAAAGAGAUAGAGCUUCAGCAGCAGACCAUUGAAGCCCUUAAGGAGAAGAUUUACAGGCUAGAGGUUCAGUUAAAGGAAACGACCCAUGACAGGGAAAUGACCAAAUUAAAACAGGAGCUGCAGGCGGCUGGCUCUAGGAAAAAAGUGGAUAAAGCCACGAUGGCUCAGCCCCAUGUCAUCAGCAGGAUGGUGGAGGCUGUCGUACAAAUGAGAGACCAAAUGGUGGGAGACCAUGUGGAUGUUGCUGAUUCCUCGGUGGGAAACCACCUGCAGACAAGCAGCGUUGGCACCUCCUGCCGACCUGCUGUGCGGAGCGCAGCUGCCGGCCCUGAGCUGCUGAUGAGCCGGUGGCUGGUGCGGGAGAGGGUGGAGGUGCGAGACCAGGGCACGGGGAGGUCGGUUGAGCUGCGUGAUAAGGCGGUGGGCACGGAGAUGAGCGUCUGUGAGAUGGGUGUCAACACGGAGGAGCCAGCAGGCGCUCUGAGCUCCAGCCGGCCGGUGCAGCUGGGGGGAGCAGUGAGGUCUGUGGGCUGCGGAGAUUGCUCGGUGGAUGUGGUGGUUUGCACCCCCAAGGAGCGUGUGUCCCGUGAAACGGCCACAGAGGCUGUGCCCAGGGCGGAGGCGACAGUGAUGGCUGUGCCUUCUAUGGCUAACCGGCAAACCAGCACCGCGUUGGAGAUGGUGAGCCAGUGCACUGGCACGGAUUCAGCCUCCCUGGCAGACUGUGGGACAAACACCUCUCUGAGCAGCUGCGAUAAACAGACCAACACGGAGAGCAUGGAGAUGCGGAGCGUGGCAGUAGGAGAUGGCCGGGUGAAGGACAUACACAUGUCUGCUAAAACACGUUCGGUUGGAGUGGGCACCUUGCUCUCUAGCCACCCUGGCUUUGAAAAGCCCUCUGCAGUAAAAACCAAAGACUGUGGUGUUGGACAGAUAAACGUUCAUGAGAACUACCUGGUUGGUCUUAAAAUGAGGAGCAUUGCCUGCGGACCCCCUCCGUUGCCGGUUGCGCCGGCUGGCACCAGGAGCAUCGGUGUUGGUGGAGAGCCUGUGUGCGAGGCGGUGACUGGUCUGCUGGAAAGCCCUUUGCCUCCGCCUGAGCUGAGGACGGGCUUGGAUCACUACAUCGAGCGUGUGCAGAAGCUGCUGCAGGAACAGCAGAUGCUGCUUGCUGAAAAUUACAGUGAAUUGGCAGAAGCCUUUGGGGAGCCCCACUCCCAGAUCGGAUCUCUCAAUUCUCAGCUCAUCAGCACCCUCACCUCCAUCAACUCCGUCAUGAAAUACGCCAGCACGGAGGAGCUGCGGAGCCUGGACCUCCAGAAGCAGUGUGUGGAGAGAAGCGCCCCGUCAGGUGCUACUUUGGAGUACAUCCCUCACGGUCAACUUGCAAACACCCACUUAACUUCAAAUUUGCGAACGCUGAAAUUGGAGCAGGACAUUGUGCCUGCUCAGGAGGAGAGGAAGACUCCCCUGGUGGAAGCUGUUCGGGGAAGGAAGUCCUUUUCUUCUCAGGACAAAACCCUAGCUCCAAUUAACCUGACAGAUGACCAGCUUGCCUCUGGCCUCUAUGUAUGUACUAAUAGUGAAAACACACUCAAAUCUAUCAUGAAGAAGAGGGAUGGGAAAAAGGAUUUGAGCAACACCAAGAAGAAUCUGCAGUUUGUCGGCAUUAAUGGCGGGUACGAGACGACAUCCAGCGAUGACUCCAGCUCCGAGGAAAGCUCCUCCUCGGAUUCAGAGGAGGAGUGUGAGGGCCACGAGUACCCUCGCAGCCGGCACACAGAGGAGGGGCAGCCCAUGUCCCACGCCCCAGAGGUCUGUGCCAUGGGGGCAGAGAAGGACAGCCCUCCCCCGGAAAGCGAGGCCGAGGAAGUGGAAAUCAGAGAGAGAUACGAGCUAAGUGAAAAGAUGCUGUCUGCCUGUCACCUGCUGAGAAACAACAUCGAUGACCCCAAGGCAUUGACCAACAAAGACGUGAGGUUUUGUUUAAAUACCAUCCAGCAUGAGUGGUUUCGUGUCUCAAGUCAGAAGUCGGCUGUCCCUGAAAUGGUUGGAGACUACAUAACUGCUUUUGAAGAGAUUUCUCCUGCUGUCCUCAGACAUAUCAUCAAUAUGGCGGAUGGAAACGGAAACACGGCUCUGCAUUACAGCGUCUCACAUUCUAACUUUGAAAUUGUAAAGCUUCUUCUGGAUGCAAAUGUCUGUAAUGUAAAUCAUCAGAACAAGGCCGGCUAUACCCCCAUCAUGCUUGCUGCACUUGCAGCUGUGGAAGCAGAGAAGGACAUGAGGAUAGUGGAGGAACUGUUCAGCUGUGGGGAUGUGAAUGCUAAAGCCAGCCAGGCUGGUCAGACUGCACUGAUGCUAGCUGUGAGUCAUGGGCGGAUAGACAUGGUUAAAGCUUUACUGGCCUGUGGUGCAGAUGUCAAUAUCCAGGACGACGAGGGCUCUACAGCUCUGAUGUGUGCUAGUGAACAUGGACAUGUAGAGAUUGUCAAACUUCUGCUGGCGCAGCCUGGGUGUAAUGGCACCCUGGAGGACAAUGAUGGCAGCACAGCACUUUCAAUAGCCCUGGAAGCUGGACAUAAGGACAUAGCGGUUCUCCUAUAUGCACAUGUCAACUUUUCCAAAACCCAGUCACCGGGCACUCCUAGGCUUAGCAGAAAGACAUCUCCUGGUCCCACCCACAGAGCCACGUUUGAGUAG
Egretta garzetta (little egret) is the source of this 3591-nucleotide messenger RNA. It is a transcript of the gene KANK1, whose product is annotated as KN motif and ankyrin repeat domains 1. Gene Ontology annotation, cellular component: cytoskeleton; cytoplasm. The record is from RefSeq and is a predicted model, not a curated record. Lineage: Eukaryota; Metazoa; Chordata; Aves; Pelecaniformes; Ardeidae. The transcript has 10 exons. Gene Ontology annotation, molecular function: protein binding. The coding region runs from base 16 to 3591 and encodes 1191 amino acids. Gene Ontology annotation, biological process: negative regulation of actin filament polymerization.